UGGGUGGUUGCAGUGGUAGUGUGAGAGCUUGCUGACCGAAAAGUGGAAUCCGGUCCCCUGUGUUCGUGGAGUCUCAGCCGCCAAGGAUCUUAGGGCUGGUUCCCGUCCCUUCGGAGCCCCGGAGGCCAAACUGGGAUUACAAGUUUAAGGUUUCCUAGAGGGCGAAAGAUAAGGAGCCGACCUCCCCCCCCCGCCCCCCGCGGUGUCUGCUGCGGGAGCGGCCAACCCCUACCCGAGUUAAAACUCCCGGGGAGUCUUCGCUGCUCCCACCUCCGCUUCUCCCGCCACGCUCCCACUUGGGGUUCCCCCCAGCAGGGCCGCGAGUCGCCGCGGUCGCCGCAGCUUGGCUGGGGGCUGGAUGUGCGCUCCCGCGGAUUCCCGGGAAUCUGGAAGCGGCCGCUGAGCCGCGGCGCGGGCGGAAAGUUUGUAUUCGCCCGGUGCAGCCUCACCCCGCAGGGGCGUCCACCAUGAUCACCCGUGUCUUCAGCGUGCGCGUGUGGGCCCCGGUGGGCGUCUUGACUUCGCUGGCGUAUUGCGUCCACCAGCGGCGGGUGGCCCGGGCCGAGACCCCGGGGGCGCCUAGCCAGCGUCCCGUCGACCGGAGUCUGCUGGAAUUGAAAAUGGUGCAGGUCGUGUUCCGACACGGGGCGCGGAGUCCUCUCAAGCCGCUCCCGCGGGAGCAGGCAGAGUGGAAUCUCCAGCUAUUAGAGGUCCCACCCCAAACUCAGUUUGAUUACACUGUCACCAAUCUAGCUGGUGGCCUGAAACCACAUUCUCCUUUUGACUCUCAGUACCGUAAGACCGUACUCAAGGGAGGCAUGUUUGCUGGACAGCUGACUAAUGUGGGCAUGCAGCAGAUGUUUGCCCUAGGACAGAGGCUGAGGAAGAGCUAUGUGGAGGACAUCCCCUUUCUUUCACCAACCUUCAAUCCACUGGAGGUCUUUGUUCGUUCCACUAAUAUAUAUCGGAAUCUGGAGUCUACCCGAUGUUUGCUGGCUGGGCUUUUCCAAAGUCAGAAAGAAGGACCCAUCGUCAUCCACACUGAUGAAGCAAACUCUGAAGUCUUGUACCCCAACUACCAGAACUGCUGGAGCCUGCAGGAGAGAACGAGAGGCCGGAGGCAGGCUGCCUGUUUGCAGCCAGGAAUCUCCGAGGAUUUGCAAAAGGUGAAGGAAGGGAUGGGCAUUGCCAGUAAUGAUGGAGUAGACUUCCUCAGCCUCCUUGACAAUGUGGCUGCUGAGCAGGUGCACAGCCUCCCGAGCUGCCCCACACUGAGGAGAUUUGCACAGAUGAUUGAGCAGAGAGCUGUGGACACGGCCUUGUACGUUAUGCAGGGGGAAGACAGGGAGAGCCUUCAGAUGGCAGUUGGCCCAUUCCUCCACAUCCUGGAGAGCAACCUGCGGGAAGUCAUGGACCCUGCCACCGCACCAGGCAAGACCAGAAAGCUGUACCUCUAUGCGGCUCACGAUGUGACCCUCAUGCCUCUCUUAAUCAUCCUGGGGAUUUUUGACCACAAAUGGCCCCCGUUUGCUGUUGAUCUAACCAUGGAACUCUACCAGCACCGGGAAUCUAAGGAGUGGUUUGUGCAGCUCUAUUACCAUGGGGAGGCUUCCCUGAAGGUUGGAGUUGGGGUGAGGUGGCAUGACCCACAGUCUCCAUUUUGGAAGCAAAGAUCCAAACUGGUAUCAGAACUUGAGAGAGCACCGGUCCGGGAAUCACAGGCUGCGAGUUCAAGUCCUACCUCUGUAUGUACCAUCUGUGUGACUUUGGAAUUAUCCCCGGGCUCUUCUCCUUGAUUAGCUAUGCCAUGCACUUAAUGACGUGAGGAGGAAAGUGCCAUACAAAUGUAAGGCAUCACUCACAUUAUUCCUCAGAAACCUCUUCGGAGCGUUCCUCUGAGGGUUCCCGAGGCAUGGGCACCCUGUGCUGGAUAGCGUACUGUUGGUGAGAAGAUCCUGGUGACUGUUUUGGGGGAGUUUAAGCCGCUUGUGGGACGGGGAAAGAAACGCCUACCUUGGAGUAAAGAUAAAGAGUCAGGGAUUUGGAUUCCAGCCUUAAUGCUCUCCCGGGCCCUAUGACCUUGGACAACCCACUUAACAUUGCAGAGCCUCUGUUCAUGAGAAUAUUGAUGGGGAGGCUGCUCUCUGUGAGUGGGAGGGAGCAAGUGGUAGAGGGUGAGAGCAAAAGAGCUCUGUGAAAGGUCUGGAACAUGUAGCUGCUCAAGAACAGCUUCUUGAAUGAAUCUACAUCUUCAUGUGUUUGGGCCUUAAACUAGACUUCAGUGGUGCUCACCAUAGGCCCGGAAGUGUGAGUUGCUCCUUGUGGUGUGGGGAUCCUUAUAGAAGGCAGGUGUGUGCUUUGGAAUCCAAGGCAUGGCCCAGGUAAACAAGUAAAGCAGGUGUGCCAUGAGGUUGGGGCCAAUGGUGAUAAGGCUGUUUAUACCGCUUGGGAAAGCAGGGCAUUUUUCUCUGAGGCAGGCUUUCUGCAGAGGAAAAUCUGGAUUCGAGAGAGAUUAAACGUCUCAAAGGUAAAGGAGAGAUGUAAGGAAAUGGCCUGCACUGAAUCACUGCAAAGGACAGUAUUCAUCAGAGAAUUAAUUUGGAAGGAAAUAGAGUGUGAAAUAGCAGCAGAGCUUUCAACUCUGGGCACUGUGGCCUUAGAAACGAGGCUUGCCAAGGCCCAGCCAGGGAGCUCCUUCCAGAAAAGCAGUCGGGGAUGCCCAGAGACCACAAAUUGCUGAGCUCGGAAGGAACUGAUUGAGUGUGUAAUUAAGGGGAGGGUUGUAUAACACUUGGGUAAGUCGAAUUUGAUGGGGUCAAACCAGCGGGGCUUCUGGGAGAUGAGAGAGCGGUCCCUGGAGCUGUUAGUAAGGGAAGCCAGAUGCAUAAGUUUAGAUCCAGCUUACCUGGGCCUUGUGGAGACGAGGAUGGAAAAGAUCAGGAAGGGGAAAGGUUGAGUGAGUGUUCCCUAAAUCAGAGGGUCCCCAGAUGCUCAAUACCAUGGUGGUUCUGUUCUGGGAGUGAGGUAACAUUGCGGAGCAAUGGGAAAAAUCCCCAGAAACUGAAAGAUCAGAGGGCCUGUGACUUGGCCAAGGACCCAUAGCAUGAAGGAGCUCUAAUGGACUCUGAGUCCUGAUUGUGGGUCCAGAGUGCGUCUUGCGGUGCCACGCUGAGGGUGACAGUUGGAAGGGAACUGGCCAGUGUGUGAAGGGGGUGUCCUGUAUCCAGGAUGAGGGUAAUCCCGGGAAAGGGUACCAUUCACAGUAUAUCUGUGGACAAGAUGGAUAUGUGUUGGCCAGAUACUGAAACAAUUAACUGGUUGAAUUCCUAUACCCCAAAUCCCUACCUAAUAUUCCCUAAUCCGCAAGGCCCCACCUGACAGGACCCCUGCCCACCCUUCCACCUCAUCCCCUACCCCUUGCUUUCCCCUCAGAUCUUGAGAUGUUGGCUCCUGUUUGUGAUUCAGACCUCAGCUUGAAUGUGAUUCUGUUCCUUAUGUGCUUAUGUGUAUGGUUAAUUUAGCGUUUACUUUUGUAGAGAUACACCAGAAGCCCGGUGGCUAGACGCUCAGGCCCUGCAGCCGGACUGCCGAGGUUGACGGUCCAUCAUUUAGAAUCUGUACGAUCUCGAGCAAGUAACUUCACUCCUCUGGGUCUCUGUACACUUAAUCUAGAAAAUGGAACAGUGAUAGUAUUUACCUCACAAGAUUUUGUGAAGAACAAACACGUGCAGUGUUUAGAACAAUGCCUGGCACAUAGGAAACACUCAAUAAAUGUCAGCUAUCAUUAUUA
Molecule: messenger RNA, 3790 nt
Organism: Felis catus (domestic cat)
Lineage: Eukaryota; Metazoa; Chordata; Mammalia; Carnivora; Felidae
Gene: ACP6
Product: acid phosphatase 6, lysophosphatidic
Exons: 11
Coding region: 468-1796 (442 amino acids)
Biological process (GO): dephosphorylation
Molecular function (GO): phosphatase activity
Source: RefSeq, a predicted model, not a curated record